Aspergillus steynii IBT 23096 is the source of this 786-nucleotide messenger RNA. It is a transcript of the gene arfA, whose product is annotated as putative ADP-ribosylation factor. The record is from RefSeq and is a predicted model, not a curated record. Gene Ontology annotation, molecular function: GTPase activity; GTP binding. The transcript has 4 exons. Gene Ontology annotation, biological process: vesicle-mediated transport; intracellular protein transport. Gene Ontology annotation, cellular component: plasma membrane; cytoplasm. The coding region runs from base 30 to 581 and encodes 183 amino acids. NCBI's taxonomy places the organism in Eukaryota, Fungi, Ascomycota, Eurotiomycetes, Eurotiales, Aspergillaceae.
GACCUCGACUCGAUCUCGUCACCGCCAAAAUGGGUCUCACUUUCUCGAAGCUCUUCGACCGACUAUGGGGCCGCAAGGAGAUGCGUAUUCUGAUGGUCGGUCUCGACGCUGCCGGAAAGACCACCAUUCUGUAUAAGCUGAAGUUGGGUGAAAUCGUCACCACCAUCCCCACAAUCGGUUUCAACGUCGAGACCGUCGAAUACAAGAACAUUCAAUUUACCGUGUGGGAUGUCGGUGGUCAGGACAAGAUCCGUCCCCUCUGGAGACACUACUUCCAGAACACUCAGGGUAUCAUCUUCGUGGUCGACAGCAACGAUCGUGACCGUAUCGUCGAGGCCCGGGAAGAGUUGCAGCGCAUGUUGAACGAAGAUGAACUCCGCGAUGCUCUCCUCCUUGUUUUCGCCAACAAGCAAGAUUUGCCGAAUGCCAUGAGCCCUGCCGAAAUCACCCAGCAGCUGGGCCUGCAAAGUCUCACUCGCCGUCCUUGGUACAUCCAAUCCACCUGCGCCACCACCGGAGAUGGUCUGUACGAAGGUCUGGAGUGGCUUGCCGAAACCUUGCGGAAGGUCAACCGCGACUAAAUUGUGUCCUAAUGUGAUGAGUGGAAAGAAAUACCUGGAUUGUUGACUGGGAGUUGGGAGAUGAUGGACGGGGAACAAUGGGGGCCGGCAAAAAGACACCUUGCGCGUAGGGGAAAAAAAAGGGUUCAUUGCCCCCCUUUGGUGGUUGCUUGUAUGUUCUUCUAACGGCUCUUACAUUCCUCUAUGCUAUUAGCUUUUAUUUUUC